This is a messenger RNA of Diutina rugosa, 753 nucleotides long. RefSeq names its product phosphomannomutase (gene PMM1). Bases 1 to 753 code for a protein of 250 amino acids. Gene Ontology annotation, biological process: protein N-linked glycosylation; mannose metabolic process; GDP-mannose biosynthetic process. The record is from RefSeq and is a predicted model, not a curated record. Lineage: Eukaryota; Fungi; Ascomycota; Pichiomycetes; Serinales; Debaryomycetaceae. The transcript has a single exon. Gene Ontology annotation, cellular component: cytosol. Gene Ontology annotation, molecular function: phosphomannomutase activity.
AUGUCGUUUGCUGACCGGGAACAGCCGAGAACUCUUUGCCUUUUCGACGUCGACGGGACGUUGACCCCCGCCCGGUUGACCGUCUCCGACGAGAUGAAGAAGACCCUCGCCGAGGUGAAGAAGAAGUGCGCCAUUGGUUUCGUCGGUGGCUCCGACUUCGAGAAGCAAGUCGAACAAUUGGGGCCCAACAUCUUGCAAGAAUUUGACUACUGCUUCUCGGAAAACGGGUUGACCGCCUACAAGCACGGGCAGAAGUUGGCGCUGCAGCUGUUCAUCGGCUGGUUGGGCGAAGACAAGUACAACCGGUUGGCCAAGUUCAUCUUGCGCUACCUCUCCGACUUGGACUUGCCCUUCCGUCGUGGUACUUUCAUUGAAUUCAGAAACGGGAUGAUCAACGUGUCCCCCGUGGGUAGAAACGCUUCUACCAAGGAACGUAAUGACUACGAAGCUUACGACAAGCAACACAACAUCCGCGAAACCAUGGUGAAGGCGUUGCAAAAGGAAUUCCCCGACUUCGGCUUGACAUACUCCAUUGGUGGCCAGAUCUCGUUUGACGUGUUCCCUACCGGCUGGGACAAGACCUACUGCUUGCAAUACGUGGAAAAGGACUUUGACACUAUCCACUUCUUUGGCGACAAGACCUACAAGGGCGGCAACGACUACGAAAUCUACAACGACCCCCGCACCGUCGGCCACGCCGUCACCUGCCCCGAGGACACCAUCAAGGACUUGAAGCAAAUCUUCAACUUGUAA